Molecule: messenger RNA, 1628 nt
Organism: Cyprinodon tularosa
Lineage: Eukaryota; Metazoa; Chordata; Actinopteri; Cyprinodontiformes; Cyprinodontidae
Exons: 8
Coding region: 138-1082 (314 amino acids)
Source: RefSeq, a predicted model, not a curated record
GGGUCAUAAAAGUUCUCCUUACCUAACUAUGAACCUUCUAUAUAAACAGGCUAAUCUGCCCUGUACUCUGCAUUUACCUUUUUCUCUUUACACCAGCGACUUAGUGGAGAUCAGAAGGAGCAAAUAAGGAUACCACAAUGGCAGAGCACAACUACAGACGCCUUGCUGCCGUUGUCAUAUCGUUUGCCGUCUUUGCAAUAAGCCUUGUGUUCAAUGUGCUGUCUGUGUUUGCAGUGGGUCCUUAUACAACCACUACAGCCAAUGUGUCGGCUGUAUAUGACACAGAGCUCACUCCUUCAGGGUGGACCUUCUCCAUCUGGGGUCUCAUCUACAUCUGGCUGGCAGCAAUGAUGCUCUACAUUGUUUCUGGUAUUUUUAGAAGUAAUGGUUAUGGAUACGUCUACGCCGGCCCUGCAGGGUUGCCGUAUGGUUUCUUCAUCAGCUGGUGUCUCAAUCAAGGAUUUAAUAUCUCCUGGCUUCUUGUUUGGGACAGAGGACUGAUGAUUCCUGCUCUUAUUUUCCUCAUCCUGAUCAUCUGUACAAAUUACAGCAUGGUUGGCUUCAUCUGCCACAGACUUCACAUUUAUGGACCCUGGCUAAAAAGUACAAUUGAAAAAGAUCUGUGGCUCCUGCGGGUGUUGGUUCUGAAUGGUGUGAUGAUCUACACAUCAUGGACAACCAUUGCAACGCUCCUCAACCUGACUAUAGUGCUAAAAUAUGAAGCCAACAUGUCCUCGGCAGACUCAGCCACCAUCUCCUACUCUCUUCUAACUGUGGUUCUGCUUUCAUGGUUUGUUGUAGAAAACUUUGUCCUGGACAAGCACAUGCGGUACGUUUUUAUUCCCUACGUUGUUGUGAUCUGGGCUUUGUCUGGAAACCUGACCAAGAAUUAUGACGCCUCCUCACCCAGCCGCAAUGGCAUCUUUAUUGCUGUCCUGCUGGCUGUUUCCUGUGUGCUGCUCGCCAUCCGGAUUGUUUUGGUGGUUUGGAGAAACACCAAACAGCCACUCUAUAAAAAUGCCAGUCCUGAAGCCUUGGAUGUACCAGAAAUUACUGAGAGGCAGAAAAAAAUAUUUCGCUAAGCCUUUUUAUGUCAUAUCCUAUUGCAGGAAUACAUUUCUGUAUUUUUUUUUCUAUUUAAAUUAGAUAGGCUAUUUCUAUGUAAAUUCUGCCACAUUAACAUUCGCUCCAGUAUAUUUUUCUGCUAUUCUUCUCAGCUUCGACUGCCUGAACUAUGAAUAUCUUACGGUUCUUGCCUUGAAUCUAUAUAAGACUUGGAUAGAAAUACUGUGACUACAUUAUAGUCACUUUACUUUAGGCAGAGAAUGGAUUGUACUUAAUCAUUAUAUUUUAAGCAGUUUUAUAUUUGAUAUAUAUAUCUUCUCUGAUGCUUUUUUUGUUAAAUUAUUACUUAUAUUACAAAAGCAGCUUUUUUAUUUUACCGAUUUUAUCGCAUUGCUUGUUAUUUUAAUUGUUUUGUUUGAAUUACUUAAUUAUGAUAAUUUUCUUAGUGUGAAAAUAAUUAUCUAAACAUGACUACGACGUAAAUGUUUUUUUAUGGUGCUUUAAAUUUAAUAUUCAAAGUGCUUUAAUGGCUUAUGUAAACAUAAAUAAAUCAAAUUUAUCAA